Anopheles nili is the source of this 3259-nucleotide messenger RNA. RefSeq lists its product as uncharacterized. The coding region runs from base 48 to 2909 and encodes 953 amino acids. NCBI's taxonomy places the organism in Eukaryota, Metazoa, Arthropoda, Insecta, Diptera, Culicidae. The transcript has 3 exons. The record is from RefSeq and is a predicted model, not a curated record.
AACCCCGUGGAAUUCGAUUCGGUUCGUCCUCAGGAAACGGCAGCUACAUGAUCGUGUCGGAAAUGCUCCCAGAACUGCUCUUUUCGGUUGGAGGUGGUAUGCAGGACUUCUCGAAGGAUGAUCUAGGAUUGUUGGGAUCGGGCGUAAUCAGCAACGAUAAGGAUCCUCUAGGACACACUCAGCAGACGCAACAACCGCAUGACCAUCACGGUGUACACCACAGUCAUUUACAUUCGACUGGGAGUGGAAACGUCGUCGGGUUAGUGCCAGGAAUCGGUGUCGACGACAUCAAGCUAACGCACAUACCCGAUCUACUAGAGCCAGGAGACGCCGGCAAAUUGGAAGAGCCAGAACGUGAUCUCUAUCCGUGGCACACUUCGGCGGAUAACAUCGGCAGUAGAUUUCUACGCAGUUCAGACGAUCCAUUGAUCUCCGGUGGAACCAACGACAAUCCGCACGAUAAUGAGCUUAGUGUGCCGACGGUCACCCAGUCCAUGUGUCCUUCGCCAACUACACCACCACCGAAGCACCGCCACACGAGCAUCAUUCUAUCGCCAGAGCUACCGGAAACUGGGCUGUCGCCCUUGCCGACACCAUCAAAGGUCGUCUCGGCUGGAUCGCAGCAUCACAAACAGGAUCAACCUCACAAGCGCACAAACAGCGCGCCUAGGGCGCGCCGGAAGGGACCGGUUAAGUUGCGGUUCCAUCAUCAGGCACUGCCGCAGGAGUAUCUUGACCAUUAUAAGGCAACGCAGAAGAACCUGCAUAGGAAGGAAUCCGCACAAAACCAACCGAAGCAAUCGCGCCAUUCGACAAAGCAGACCAUUCAGCAGUCUGCCAAAAAGGUAGUAAUGGAACGGCAGGCGGCCCUGGACCGGGAGGAGCGCGCAAACGAGUCCGUCCGCAGUUGGCUCCAGAAGAUCCUGGAACUGCAAAAGGAAGGUGUGUCGUUAGCUCCACACAGGGAGGAUCUGGUACAACCUGCGCCAAUAUCUCCUGUGAGUGAGAGCAACGGUAGUACGCAGCCGAAGCGCAUCGUAAGCUACACCGAUCUACCGUAUAUGGGCGAGAUUACGCUAGAGAACUCGAAACCAAGGCGAGGCCGGAAACCCAAGAAGGCCGACAUCUGCCAUCUAAUCUACAAGAACUAUGGUACUAUUCUCCCCGGCACUCCUAGUCGAGAGCUUGGGCUAGAGAAGGGUACGAUGGCGAAAGGAUGCUCAAGAUCGGUGGCAAGCCUCCUCGAGCGACGUCUCACGUCGUCCGAUGAGAGGAAAAACCACCUCGAGGCGAGCAAUGGAAAACCUUCCCUAGCGUCGGAGAAAUCCAUCCCUCGGCAAGGAAGACGCAAAGAAGAACCGUUGAAUCUGUGCGUACGUGAUUCUGGAGGAAGCGUUGUCCCGACAGGAGGAGAGUCCUUUAGCAUAUCAAGCUCCGAGGAAGACCCGGACGAGGUGUUUGCGUCUUCAUGCCCAACGCCAAUCAUAACCCCAGCGGAUCUGAGCACAGAUCAGGCGUUGGCCACCAACAUGAAGUUGUCACUGCCCACGCUGCAGUCAUCCUCGGGAAGCACCACGGAGACUCCUUCGACGGCUGAAACCUCUCCAGGAUACAUGUAUUGGACCUCGAGUACUAAUGGUCUUUUUGUGGCGCCUCCAUCGAUGUAUGCAACAGGUCCGGUGACUGCCAGUGAGGAUCCUGGUAGGUUGUUGGAAGACCACGGACGUCCUGCAGCCUGCUCAUCGACUACAUCCUCUCCGCCGAUCUCUCCGAACGGGUUCAAGGGAGCUCAACCACCGCAGUUGCUCGUUCCCAAGCACAUUUCUCAGCUUCUGAAACACGAUAAACCACCUACGCACGGCAGCCAACCACAACGAUCGCCUCCUGUUCAGAAACGCAAGCGAUCGGCCAUCUUCAUCCCGCCAGUGCCGGCUGAAAACAGCUCUAACCCGGCGACGGAAGUUAGCAUCUGCAAGUUCAAGUUCACCGGUGGUGCUAAGCCGUGCCUGCAGGAGAAGAAAAUCCUGAGUGUGGACUCGGGGGGCAACUUCCGGUACUACUCUGGUACGGGUGACAAAUCGAUGCGUGGGUAUGAGUUCUUCCCACGAGAGAGCUUACAACAGAGCAGUAUAAACGCUACCAGCACGACAGGCGCGUUCCUGAACGCAUCUGGUGAACGGAUCGCGUGCGAUCUUCCACCACCAUCGUUGGGACUUAGCAAUGAUCUGCUGCAGAUACCCGAGUUCCCGACGUCACCGCAACCAUGCACAUCACUGCCAGCAGAACCAACGGGUCCAAUUUCACCAGGAGGAAGCCUUCAACAUCGAGUACAUCCAGCAAACAGCGCUUCAGAGCGUCGUCGACGGAAGACUCGUCGGGCCUCGCAGCGUGAAUCGCUCGAGAAAACGUUCAAAGAGAAGGGCUUUCUCAUUCAAACGCAGCAGCUGCAGUCGGCCGAAGGUGCGACCUAUUGUAAAUUCCGCCAAUUACGCAAAUUCACCCGCUAUCUCUUCCGAAGCUGGAAGGACUAUCUGCCAGGGGAACUACAGCAACAGCAGCAAGAGCAGCAUCAGCACCAGCUGCAGCAUCACCAAUUGCAGCAUCCAAUGCACGAGGGAGAGCUACCUGGUGUGAUAGGACCUGCGGUUGAUACGCGACUGCCUUCUCCGGAGGAUUUCACCGCGGACGCGCGAUCUCCGGUGGCUUCCUCGACGAGUAGCGUUCGCACGGAGACGGUCGAUGUUUGCGAGACUUACCGGAGUUCCCCAGCCGUGGAAGUACAUGAGCGAUUAAGACGCAGUCGAAGGACCUCUACGGCGAGCCCAUCGUCGCAGCAUGUCCAUUCCGAAACGCUCGUGAUCGACAGUUCGUACCACCGGCAAAGGAUUCCCUCGCCGAUCGUCGACUAGCGGUUCCGAGCGAAAGAUCUGCUGCCAUUUUUAAUUUAUCUUUUAACGUAUGUUCUACUGUAAUCGACACCACGAGCGUACGACCAACCAAAGAUUACUUUAAAUCCGGUUUAGAUUUUGCCUAGACAGUAAGUUACCCGCUUCGAAGCAACCGGAGACUUGUACAUGCCGGUGACGUGUACGGCUUUUUUGCCAUCAUCUAAUAAACUUACUGCGACGCUAAUGCGCCCCAUGCUAUCUUCGAUUCCGAGCCAACGAAUGCAAUCUAGUCGCUAAAUCAUUUACGCUAGAGUGAGCAAGUGAAACGCUAUAUUAAAGCGAAUUAAACUAUGGCGUCGAUGUGUUGAAGU